AGCUUUCACUUAUAGAAACUGUCUAUAUAGGAGUAUUACAUAUAAGCAUACGCUAUAAACUCAACACGUUCUGAAACAUAUGUCAUAUUUCGAAGCGCUGUUAAUUUGUGCUAGGUAGCGGUAGUGAAAUUUGUUAAAUCUAAUGUGUUAUGUGACCAAACGUCAAGUUGUAACCUUUCUUAAGAAAAAAAUUAUGCUUGCGAUGAACGAAAGUUUUAUGUUACAGCAACAAAUUGAACUUGUUCAGUACUAGUUCGAGACGAGCGAAAAUUGUUUUGAAUAAUCAUAUAUUUCCGCGCAUGUCAAUACAUAUUUUAGAUUGUGUAUCAUGCUUUAUCAGGUUAUAAAACAUUUUUAAGGUGAAACACUAAGAUUAUAUACUCGGGUGAAACAUUUUUUCUGAUUAGAGGUACGUGAUAAAAGAUUUUUCAGCGUAGAUUUUAAACGUCUUAAAAAUAUGAAUACGAACUCUAGCAAAGAUUCUUUUACUUGUAUUUCUUGUCGAGUUGCAUUUAAAGAUGCCGAGCUACAAAGGUUACAUUAUAAAACAGAUUGGCAUAGAUAUAAUUUAAAAAGAAAAGUAGCUGAACUGCCUCCUGUUACUUCAGAAGAUUUCCAAAUAAGAGUGCAAAAUCAAAGGAAUAUUAACGAAAUAGCUAACCAAGAUAAAAGUGUUUACUGUACAGUAUGUCGAAAGUCUUUUGGUGGUCAAAAUGCAUAUGAUAACCAUUUGAACUCCAAGAAACAUAAAGAAAAUGAGAAAAAUAAAACAGAAGAAUUUUUGGAUGUAUCUACUGAUAAACAAAAUAAAACAUCAAAUAUUGUAAAUGUUGGUUCAGAUUCUGAAGUAGAAGAAGUAGAUUCAGAUGAAUGGAAUGAUGCAGUUGAAAAUCCUAUAGAUAGAAAUGAUUGUUUGUUCUGCUCCAAUCAUAGCAGUAAUUUUUAUAAGAACUUGGAACAUAUGACUCUUGCACAUUCAUUCUUUAUACCCGAUAUAGAAUAUUGUGUUGAUGUACAAGGUUUAUUAAGGUACUUGGGUGAUAAAAUUACUGAAGGAUUUAUGUGCUUGUGGUGUAAUGAAAAAGGUAAAACUUUUCACUGCGCAGAAGCAGCUCAGCAGCAUAUGUUGGAUAAAGGUCAUUGUAAAAUGAUUCAUGAAGGCAUAGCACUCGCUGAAUAUGCAGAUUAUUAUGAUUAUUCUUCCUCGUAUCCAGACACAGAAAAAGAGAAUGUUGAUGAAGAAGUUGAAGUACCAGAAUUAGAUGGUUCAGAUUAUCAGCUAGUGCUACCAUCUGGAAUAACUGUCGGCCAUCGAAGUCUUAUGAAGUAUUAUAAACAAAGUCUCAAUCCUAAUAGAGCUCUUGCUGUGGUCCCAUCUAGAAAUAAUAAAAAACUACAUAAAGUUUUAGCACAAUAUAGAUCAUUAGGUUGGACCGAAACUCAACAAGCAGCAGCUGCCAAGAAAGCUAGAGAUAUCCACUUCUUGAAAAGAAUCCAGUCUAAAUAUAACAUGAAAAUGGGAACUAAAAAUAAUUCAUUGCUUCAACAUCAUUUUAGAAGACAAGUGCAGUUUUAGGCUAACCAUAAAAAUACUAUAAACUUGUCAGUUUAAUAUUAAAUAUUAUAUAAAAAUAAUGUUCCUAA
Molecule: messenger RNA, 1644 nt
Organism: Diorhabda sublineata
Lineage: Eukaryota; Metazoa; Arthropoda; Insecta; Coleoptera; Chrysomelidae
Product: cytoplasmic 60S subunit biogenesis factor ZNF622
Exons: 5
Coding region: 458-1576 (372 amino acids)
Biological process (GO): ribosomal large subunit biogenesis
Cellular component (GO): preribosome, large subunit precursor
Molecular function (GO): nucleic acid binding; zinc ion binding
Source: RefSeq, a predicted model, not a curated record